UGCCAUCUCGUUUCGUCCUUUAGAUUUACAACACGUUCACCGCCGUUCGCCGCUACGCGGUAUGCCGCCUAUUGUUGUUUUCAGUCUCGCCAGUCGCCACUCGCCAGUGAUACUACAGACGGCAAUUGUUGUGGUUAUGCACUGCCGCGAUAGAAGAAUUUGAAUUUGUUAUUGUUAUUUUUUUCGCUUAAUUUAAAAUUUGUCGGUGUGCGACAGCCGUUGGUUAUUAUUAUUUUAUUUAUUUUCGUCUAGUGAAAUCUUUCGAGUUUCGUGUAUGUACUUAUAAUCAUGUGAAUCGUUUUGGAAAUUGCGUACUGUACGUCCAUAUGCUCGGAUAUACACCUGUUGCGUUUCGGUUGAUUUUCAUUUUUUUAAGUUACAGUGUGAGUAUAAUCACGACUGUUUUAAAUGCGGAAUGGUGAUGAGGUGAGAGUUAUAUGUUGUUUAAAGUUUUUCGUGUCGCAAGCAAAGCCGGUUGACUCAAAAAUGGGCAACUCGCACAGCGGCAAAUCUGAGUGCAGCUCGCCGGUGUCGUCUCCGCAACACCAGCUGCACUUGCCGGUGGAAUUGCCCAAGACACACAAUUUGCGAGCUAGUAUACGAACUAAAAUACCUUUGCCGGACAAGAAUGAACUAGAGAGACGGUUCACGAAGGUCUUGGCAUCUAUGAAUUUGCCUGCGGACAAAGCGAAGCUCCUGAAACAGUACGACGACGAAAAGAAAUGGGACCUUAUUUGCGAUCAGGAAAGGGUUCAAGCAAAAGAUCCACCUGCUCAUUAUUUAUUUAGACUACGGACCUACUUGGAUCCAAAAGCUUCCCGGAGUUCAAGAAAACGAAAAAUGGUCGGAGACGCCACGUCCACUCAAGUCCUAAGGGAUCUUGAAAUAUCUUUGCGGACCAACCACAUAGAGUGGGUCCGUGAAUUUCUCGACGACCAAAACCACGGACUGGACUCGUUGAUCGACUACCUGAGCUUUAGGCUGGUGAUGAUGAGGCACGAGCAAAGGGCAUGCGCGGACGUCACUAACGUUUCUACCGAGAAGCUAACUCAAAGUAAUCACCAUGCUCAUGCAAACUGCGUUGGUAGUAACGGUAAUGCGGUGAAUCACGCGAGACCCACUUUAGACGUGCUGGACAGUCCCGACAUAAAGAAGAGAUCGAGGCACGCUGCCAGGCUGAACAUGGGCGAUACCAAAGACGACAUACACGUUUGCAUCAUGUGCUUGCGGGCCAUUAUGAACAAUAAGUACGGAUUGAAUAUGGUUAUUCAACAUACUGAUGCUAUAAAUAGUAUCGCUCUGAGUCUGAUGCACAAAAGUUUAAGAACAAAAGCUCUAGUGCUAGAGCUUUUGGCUGCAAUAUGUCUAGUCAAGGGUGGUCACGAGAUCAUCCUAUCAGCUUUCGAUAACUUCAAAGAAGUUUGUCAAGAAAAAAAACGUUUUCAAACUCUAAUGGAUUACUUUAUAAACUACGAAGUCUUCCAUAUCGAAUUCAUGGUUGCUUGUAUGCAAUUCAUAAAUAUAAUUGUACAUUCGGUGGAAGACAUGAAUUUUCGGGUCCAUUUGCAAUACGAAUUCAGUACGCUCGGCCUAGAUGAUUAUCUUGACAAACUCAAGCAUACUGAAAGCGAAGAACUGCAAGUCCAGAUUUCGGCGUAUCUUGACAAUGUGUUUGAUGUAGCUGCCUUGAUGGAAGACAGUGAAACCAAAACGGCUGCGUUAGAAAAAGUGGAAUCUCUGGAGGACGAACUGGCGCACGCUCACGAUAGACUGGGUGAACUGGAACACGAGUCAUUGGCUCAACUGGCGGCUUUAGAGAGCGCAUUGGGUAUGGCGCGAGCGGAAAGGGACGCGGCGGCCGAGAGCAAACGCGCUGUUGAAGAAGAAGUAGCAACACUAAGGCGAGUCGUUAAUGACCAAAAGCGAGAGUCUCAAUCCAGGCAAUCCAUACUCGAAGAGAAAAUUCAGGAGCUGAUCUCGCGAGGAGCUCAUCCAGACUUAAGUAUGAUAAAUCAUAGACGCUCUAGCAGUGGUGUCUCGAGUUGUUCUUCUACGGGCAGCAAUAGUAUAUCUACGUCUCCUCCUCCUCCACCACCACCUCCUCCUCCGCCACCAGCUCCUUCAAUAGCUGGUCCCCCACCGCCACCACCACCACCACCUCCUCCGAUGUCUUCUAAACCCACAGGCAUACCCGCGCCACCACCUUUAGCGGGGACUAUGCAAGCGCCAGAUGGUGCUAUGACUAUCAAACGCAAAGUACUGACCAAGUACAAGUUACCGACUUUGAACUGGGUUGCCAUGAAACCGAAUCAAGUUCGAGGUACAAUUUUUAAUGAAUUAGAUGACGACAAGUUACACGCUGUGAUAGAUUUUAGCCAAUUUGAAGAAAAGUUCAAAUUGACUGCGGCUGGGCGUGCGUUAAUCAAUGGAGAUUCUGAUCGACACGAUGGAUUAAUGACUUAUCCUAGCAAGCGAAUGAAAAAGCAAGACAGUAUUUCCCUCUUGGAGCAUACUCGAUUAAGGAAUAUAGCUAUUUCAAGGAGAAAACUAGAUAUGCCGGUUGAUCGCGUUAUAAUGGCUGUCAACUCGUUAGAUCUGAAACAAGUACCUUUGGAAAGUGUUGAGAUUCUACAGCGAAUGAUUCCUACAGACCAAGAGGUCAAGGCUUAUAGGGAAUAUCAAUUGGAAAAGAAAGACAUGAAUAUGUUUACCGAGGAAGAUAAGUUCCUAAUGCAAUUAACCAAAGUAGAAAGACUGGCUACGAAACUAUCCAUAAUGAAUUAUAUGGGUAACUUUUUGGACAACCUUCAUUUGAUAUCACCGCAAGUACAUGCAAUUAUAUCAGCUUCGAGUUCUGUGAAAAAUUCUAAGAAGUUCCGUAAGGUGUUAGAAGUAGUUCUGGCUUUUGGUAAUUACAUGAACAGUGCAAAACGUGGUCCGGCAUAUGGAUUUAAACUGCAAUCUCUCGAUACACUAGUGGAUACUAAGUCAAGUGAUAAACGCAUGUGUUUACUUCAUUACAUUGUUGAUACUAUUAGAACCAAGAUGCCAGAACUCAUGAAUUUUGAUUCAGAAUUUAUGUACAUUGAUAAAGCUGCAACUGUGUCGCUGGAAAAUGUCAUUACUGAUGUCAAUGAAUUGGAAAAGAAUAUGGAAAUUGUUAAGAAAGAGUGUGAGACACGAGGUCAUGGUAAUGCACAAAACGUUUUGGUGUUAAGAGACUUUCUAAAUAAUUCAGAAGAUAAACUGAAAAGAUUAAAAAACGAGUCUAAAACAGCUCAAGAUACAUUUAGAGAUUGUGUAGAAUAUUUUGGUGAACCCCGUCGAGGUACUGAUGCUAACACUUUCUUCUCUAUGCUCGUCAGAUUUGUUAAAGCGUUUAAGGUUUCUGAUACUGAGAAUGAACAAAGAAGGCGGUUAGAAGAAGCUGCAUGUCAGAUAAAGGCGGCUAGUACUGAAAAUUUAGCAUCCAAAAAUAAAAUGAAUCAAAAAAUGCAACAAGAUGCUGUGAUAAAUGAACUGAAAAACAAAACUAAGAUGGUUAAGGAGAAAAAGUUGUUGCACCAAGAUGAAGUCUAUAAUGGAGCAUUGGAGGAUAUUUUGUUAGGUCUGAAAAAUGAACCCUAUCGCCGAGCUGAUGCUGUUCGAAGAAGCCAACGAAGGCGUAUUGACAAUAAUCGGCUGUCAAGAACAUUGGAAGAAUUAGAGUUUUAAAGUAACCCUCUUAAUAUAUGUGAGAUAUAAAUUAAUUGAUCCACUACAGAAUCUCAUUUACGAUAACAAGUCAGGUUAUGAAAAUUAGCUGUAUUUUAUAAAUAACAUUUUUGACAGUUUUUUUUUGGGGGGCUUCUUAAAAAAAUUAACCUAGUGCAUUCCACUCGAUAAAACAAUUUUAUUUAUUGAAAAUACUAUUAUAAUCUAUUUAUUUGUUAAAAUUUUGCUUGUUAUUUUACAUAUUAUUUAUUAUAUUAAGCACAAUAAUGUUAUAAAUAUUACAAUUUCUUUUUAGGGUUUUUGUUAUAUCGUAUGAAAUGUAUUACAAUUAUUCUCUUUUGAUAAAGAACUUGUUAACUUUAGUAUGCCACAUACUAUUUAGUUAUGUUUAUUAUUGAUGCCAAUAGUCUAUUUGUAUGUUGUUCUAACUUAUUUAUACCAUUAAAAUUAAGAUAGAUUAUUUAUUUUUGUAUAAUGAAAUGUAGUCUUCUCAUUCUGUAACUUUAAAAGGUAAGAUUUUAAAAUUUAAUUAGGAAAAUCUUAGGAAACUAAGAUUACUAUAGCUAUAACAUUUAUGCGUAUUAUCAAAAACUAUUUAAGACGUAAAAAAAAAAAAAUAGUAAUAAACUUCAAUAACCCAUCACUCUUACUCUUUUUAUUAUUAUUUUUUAUAUUUAAUAAUAUUACUUGGAGUUUGCAUAAAUAAAAAAUGUAUGUUUUUUAGUUUAAAAAGGUUAUGUUUUUAUAAUGAUUUUUUAAACAAAAAAUUAAGAUGGGCUUGUACAGGAAACUGAGGACAGUAAACAAUUUAAUUACUAGUCAAUAUUCAUUGUACCAUUAAUUUUUUUACAUUUGAUCAUAAUUGAAAAAAAAUUUCAGUAUUUUGAUAAUCUAACUUAUGCAAAUUCUUACUAUAUUAGUCCAUAUUUGACUGUAUAGUGAAUUUUUUUUAUACAUUAGUAAGUAUUGCAUAAUUUGUAUUUUAUAAUAUAAAUAUAUUGUUAUAUAGAUGUAUAUAAUAAUAUGUAUUUACAUUUUUUUUAAUGAUUUCCUACUAAUUAUACUUUUAUAGUUUUUGAUUUUGUUUUUCUAAAUUUUGCCUAUUACUGAAAAUAUUUACAACUAUAAACAUUGUAGGCAAACUGAUUUUCAACUACUCUUCACUCUUUAGAAAAUAAGUCAUCUUGUUCUGAUGUCUUGUAUUUUUUUUUAAAUGUGAAAAAUAAUAUUAAAUUGAUUAGAUUAAGUGCCAUCGAUGAAAGUAGGUAAUAUGUUCAAAAAAUAAAUCUGUAUUCCUAGUUCCAUGCUAUUAU
Messenger RNA from Adelges cooleyi (spruce gall adelgid), 5027 nucleotides. RefSeq names its product formin-like protein (gene Frl). Gene Ontology annotation, biological process: cell migration; cortical actin cytoskeleton organization; regulation of cell shape. NCBI's taxonomy places the organism in Eukaryota, Metazoa, Arthropoda, Insecta, Hemiptera, Adelgidae. The record is from RefSeq and is a predicted model, not a curated record. Bases 409 to 3714 code for a protein of 1101 amino acids. The transcript is spliced from 18 exons. Gene Ontology annotation, molecular function: actin filament binding; small GTPase binding. Gene Ontology annotation, cellular component: cytosol.